AGAUGAAAGCACUACAAAUUACUCAUUCCCCACUCACCCCAAAGACUUGAUAUAUAGUUUAUAUUAAAAAAAAAAAACCAUAUGGAUAAUCCCAUGAGAGUUGUUUCACUUCUCAGAUUUCUAAGCAUUGUAAUAACUAUUAGCAUUUGCUCAUGCAAUGGCAAUCUGAUCAGUGCGCCUUGCAAGGAAUAUGAGAGACAAUCACUUUUGAUGUUGAAGCAAGACCUCAAGGAUCCUUCAAACCGGCUUUCAUCUUGGGUUGGCAGCGAAGGAGACUGCUGCAACUGGACUGGAGUUAUCUGCGAUAAGAAAACCGGUCAUGUCUGCGAGCUCCACCUUGGGAAUUAUUAUGCAGAUGAUGAAUUUUCAAGUGAGAGUUUGUGCUUGGGUGGUAAGUUAAAUCCUUCUCUGCUCAAUUUAAAGCAUCUUAGCUACCUGGACCUAUACGGAAAUGAUUUUGAAGGAAAACAGAUUCCUAGCUUCUUAGGUUCGUUGAAAAGUUUAAGAUAUCUCAACCUUUCAGAAGCAAGGUUUGGAGGAACAAUUCCUCCUCAACUAGGAAACCUCUCGAGUCUUCGCACUCUUGCUCUGUUUGAUAACAAUUUUGUAGUUGAGAACCUUCAAUGGAUUUCUGGCCUUUCUCAUUUGCAACACCUGGAUAUUGCUGCUAUAGAUCUUAGCAAAGUAUCACAUUGGUUGCAGGGGACAAGCACACUUCCCUCUCAGCUGGUAGAACUACAUAUGUCUGAAUGUGAUCUAGGUGUCCUACCAGGCGGAAUUUCGAACAUGACUAGUCUUCGAGUUCUUAAUCUCGAUUACAACUCUAUCAGUUCUAUAAUUCCCAAAUGGUUGUAUACUUUUAGCAAUCUUGAAACACUACUUCUUUCAGAAAAUAACUUUCAUGGUGAAAUUUCAAGUUCCAUUGGAAACUUAACAGCCCUUGUCCAUCUUGACACAUCAGACAACCAACUUGAUGGGAAAAUCCCAAACUCAUUGGGAAACCUUUGUAAGCUAAUGUUUCUCGAAUUUUCGAGGAACAAUUUCAGCGGAAGCAUUUCAGAAAUAUUUGAAAGCUUGUCUGCGUGCAGUUCAAGUCGCAUUGAGUUUUUAGGUCUAUCAGAUAAUAAUCUUUCAGGUCAUCUGUCUCAGCUUGGUAACUUCAAAAAUUUAGGCUCGCUUGACUUUUCAAGUAAUUCAAUAUCAGGUCCAAUUCCAGUGUCCUUGGGAAAUCUGUCAUGCUUAGAAGUUUUGAACAUUGGUAACAAUCAAUUAGAGGGUGUUGUCUCCGAAGUUCAUUUCACCAAUCUUACAAAACUGAAAUACUUUUAUGCGAGCGAAAAUUCGUUGACUCUGAAAACUAGUCCAAAUUGGCUUCCUCCCUUCCAAUUAUACACCUUGUUUCUAAAUUCUUGGCAUCUAGAGCCAUCAGAGUUGCCUGCAUGGCUUCAAACUCAAACAAAACUGUAUGCUCUUAACCUGUCAAAUACAUCUCUUUCAGGUAUCAUUCCUACCUGGUUUUGGAACUUUUCUUCCCCUGGAUUACAACUUUUGGAUCUCUCUUACAAUCAAUUGUAUGGAAAAGUUCCGAAUAUAGAUUCUAGAUUUUCAGAAGUAAUUAACCUAGGUUCUAACCAGUUCCACGGUUCAUUACCUCUAUUUUCUUCCCACAUAACUAUACUAGAUCUUUCCAACUCAUCAUUUUCCGGAACUUUGUUUCAUUUCUUGUGUGACAAGACUGAUGGGCCAAAACAACUUGAAAUUCUUCAGCUUCAAGACAAUUUUCUCAAUGGAGAAAUUCCUGACUGUUUGGACAAUCUACAAAACUUGACAGUUCUCAACUUAGAAAGCAACAGUUUGGGUGGGAACAUUCCAGCCUCCGUUGGGCACUUAGGACGCCUCCAAUCGUUGCAUUUGCGCAAUAAUCGCUUAUCUGGAGAAGUACCUAUUUCCCUGCAAAAAUGUGAGUACUUGGCCCUUCUUGACCUUCACAGAAAUGAAUUUGUUGGAAGCAUACCAACAUGGAUUGGUAAAAGCCUUUCAUAUUUGAGAAUUCUCAACCUCCGUUCAAACAUGCUUCACGACAACAUUCCUCAUGAACUAUGCAGUCUCCGAAAUCUCCAGAUCCUGGACCUCGCGGACAACCACCUUUCCGGAGCAAUACCAACAUGUUUCAAGAAUUUCACAGCCAUGGCAAAUUUUUCAAACUCGAGAGACCCCAUUUUGUUCUCCACUGUAUCAUUUGAUGAUGGUUCAACUUCUUUCCAGUACAACUACAUAGAGAAUGUAAUCUUGGUGAGAAAAGGUAGGGAGGUGGAGUACAACAAAAUACUUAAUUUGGUGACAAGCUUGGACCUUUCAGACAACUUUAUAUCUGGAGAGAUCCCUAAAGAGCUGACCAUCCUCGUCUGUUUGCAAUCAUUCAACUUAUCAGGAAAUCUUUUGGCUGGAAACAUCCCUUCAAAUAUUGGUGAUAUGAGAUGGUUAGAAUCUCUCGAUUUCUCAAGGAACAAACUUACAGGUCAGAUUUCUCCAAGCAUGUCAAAGUUAACAUUUCUAAGCAAUUUGAACUUGUCCUACAACUAUCUGACAGGACAGAUUCCGGAAAGCACACAACUUCAGAGCCUUGAUCGGUCAAGUUUCUUUGGCAAUAAACUUUGUGGACCUCCACUGGAGAAGUGCAGCACAAACCAUGGUGGGAGUUCGGUUUCAUCGGGUGAUCAAAAAAAGGGAGGAAUUGGUCUUUUACUAGAAGACGGUUGGUUCGAUCUGGGCUUGGGACUAGGGUUUGCAUUUGGAUAUUGGAGUGUUCUUGGCUCGUUGUUGUUGAACAUGCCAUGGAGUACUGGGUUUUCGCGGUUCCAAAAUAACAUUGUGAGCAAGCUCUAUGCCAUAAUUCAAGAGAAACUAUGAGCAUUCGAACUUAAGUGUAGAGAGAAAGAGCGUUGCUUUAACCAACUUGGGUACGCCAAUGUUUGAAAAGCUUUAUGAUAUUACUGUUGAAUCUUCAUAACUAUUACUGCAUGUAUAAGUUAUACCAAUAUUUAUGUUUGUGUAUGCGAACAGAGUAACUUUCUUGCUAAUUUCAAACAAAUACGCAAUUAUCAUAA
Molecule: messenger RNA, 3107 nt
Organism: Pyrus x bretschneideri (Chinese white pear)
Lineage: Eukaryota; Viridiplantae; Streptophyta; Magnoliopsida; Rosales; Rosaceae
Product: receptor-like protein EIX1
Exons: 1
Coding region: 82-2910 (942 amino acids)
Molecular function (GO): protein binding
Source: RefSeq, a predicted model, not a curated record